AUGGAUCUGGGGCUCCGGGGUCGCCGGGCGCUGGUCACCGGCGCGGGCAAAGGUGCGCGGUGUCCUGGGGUGGAGCCCGUGUGCGUGGACCUGUCGAGCUGGGAGGACACGGAGCGGGCGCUGGGGCGCGUGGGCCCCGUGGACCUGCUGGUGAACAAUGCGGCCGUGGCCCUCAUACAGCCCUUCCUGGAGGUCACCAAGGAGGCAUUGGACGCGUCCUUCGGGGUGAACCUGCGAGCUGUCAUCCAGGUCUCCCAGAUCGUGUCCAAGGGCAUGAUCGCCCGGGGCGCCGGCGGGGCCAUCGUGAACGUGUCCAGCCAGGCCUCCCAGCGCGCGCUGGCCAACCACAGCGUCUACUGCUCCACGAAGAGCGCCCUGGACAUGCUGACCAAGGCAAUGGCCCUAGAGCUUGGGCCUCACAAGAUCCGGGUGAACGCGGUCAACCCCACGGUGGUCAUGACGGCGAUGGGCCGGGCCAACUGGAGUGACCCUCAGAAGGCCCAGGGUAUGCUGAGCCGCAUCCCACUGGGCAGGUUUGCUGAGGUGGAGAAUGUAGUGGACGCCAUCCUCUUCCUGCUGAGUGACAGAAGCAGCAUGACCACGGGGUCCACACUGCCGGUAGACGGGGGUUUCCUAGCCAGCUGAGCCUCCCAGCUCCAUGCUGAGACCACCCUCGACCUCCUGGUACACCUGACUUCCCUGCUAGCGUCUGGCCGGCAACAGACAGACACCCAUCCAAUCCGCAAUCCAGGUGACCUGAGAGCUGCAGGCCUGGCAGGAACUGGAUAGGACCUCCCAGAAAGAAAGAUGGUCCCUAAAGGGAGUGCUGAAUUUGACCCAGAAUGACCUUUGGCCUUAUAGAGCUGCAGAUUGCUCAUAAACUAGCUGUGUGAUUCUGAUGUUAAGGUUCAUCUUCCUUCCAGUUAAUAAGUAACAUAAAUCAAGCAAGAAUGAAAUAUAUCAAACCACUAGUUUGCCAAUGACCCAA
Molecule: messenger RNA, 988 nt
Organism: Dipodomys ordii (Ord's kangaroo rat)
Lineage: Eukaryota; Metazoa; Chordata; Mammalia; Rodentia; Heteromyidae
Gene: Dcxr
Product: dicarbonyl/L-xylulose reductase
Exons: 7
Coding region: 1-645 (214 amino acids)
Biological process (GO): xylulose metabolic process; glucose metabolic process
Molecular function (GO): carbonyl reductase (NADPH) activity; L-xylulose reductase (NADPH) activity
Source: RefSeq, a predicted model, not a curated record